Magallana angulata is the source of this 2051-nucleotide messenger RNA. RefSeq lists its product as uncharacterized. Bases 90 to 1802 code for a protein of 570 amino acids. The record is from RefSeq and is a predicted model, not a curated record. Lineage: Eukaryota; Metazoa; Mollusca; Bivalvia; Ostreida; Ostreidae. Gene Ontology annotation, molecular function: protein binding. The transcript has 12 exons.
CACAGUUGUAAACAGAUCGCAGCCGCUCUGAGAAUAAAACCAAUGACUGGGCUCUAAAUCCGGCGGUACCUUCCUGGUUUCAUAGAACAAUGUGGCGGGCUCUAGCAGCGUUAACCUGGUGUAUUUACCUGGCCGUGCGACCCGUGGGGUCCUUAGAGUGGUCAUCGGUACCAGCCUCUGGGACCCUCCCCUCAGCCCGGAGGGACAUGGCCGUGGGAUAUUUUCAGACCCAGAACAAACUGGUCGUUUUCGGAGGCAAGGGCGGGCCGAUCACAGACGAUACCUGGGUGUUUGAUUUUGUUGCAGGUUCUUGGACCGACGUGAGUGGAGCCACCAGGCCUGGGGCCCGCUUCAGCAUGGUGUACGGGGUGGUGGGGAACCACCUGUACGUCACCACGGGGGAGGGGCCGGGCAAGAUCUUCUACAACGACGUGUGGCGAUUUGACGUGACUUCCAGUACAUGGUUUCAAGUGUCCACCACGGGGACACCCCCGAGCACGCGGUACGGCGCGGCAGGGGGCGUGUACCCCGGCUCCACCCUUCUGUACGUCAGUCUGGGGUUCGCGGGGGAGCGGUUCUUUGACACCUUUAUCCUUGAUACGUCCACCAACCAAUGGUCCACCAGGUUCUGUGAGGGUAACUGUCACCCCUACGCCCCGACCUACCCGCACGCCCGGUGUCUACACAGCGGAUCAGUGGUGGACGCCGACCGCCUGGUCAUCUAUGGCGGCUGUCUGAGCGGGGGAGAGACAGGCGGGCCCUGUCCCUCUGGAGACUCCUGGAUUUUCCGGAAUUCAGAACAAGAAUGGACUCAGUUGCCUGACUGUGCAAGCCCGAGGACAUACAGCAGCAUGGCUCUUUUACCGGAAGUGAACGGACAAAAACGAAUCGUGUUGUAUGGAGGAAUCGAGAAAACUCGACAAGUUAUCCAGACGACAGAAUCCCUGGCAGACACGGUCGUGGUACUGGAUCCCGAUUCCAUGACAUGGACAACACGAAUAACAACAGCAAGCGGAUCAUUUCCCGCCAAAAGAGCAUCGGCAGCAAUGGCCCCCUCGUCAUCAGGAUUAUAUUUGUUUGGAGGAAUUAAUACAGAGACAAACGCCUUACAGAACGACAUUUGGUUUCUGGCCGGUAACUCUACAUCUGCGGACCAAGCGGCCGCGGGGGAGUGUGUCCCCAUCUUCACAAACUUCCUGCUGGUGCAUGGGCUCCUGAUGUUCUUUGGGUGGGGCGUGUGUCUGGUGUGGGGCACGUUCAUCGCCAGAUACUUCAGCUCUUCCGGGACCACAUGGUUUCUUCUACACAGAAUUUUCCAGGUCUCUGGUUUGGUCCUCAGCUUCCUUGGGUUCGUCUUGGGGAUAGUCUCCGUCCAAUUCGACCACUUUAAAUUCGCACACGGAGCCAUUGGAAUAAUAGUCAUGCUGCUCGGCAUCAGUCAGCCAUUUAACGCGUUAGCACGUCCACACCGACCGUCAGAAGGGGAGAAAACUCCACUGAAGAGACGGAUCUGGGAGUUGUUCCACCACAACAUCGGGCGGGUGGCGGUAGCUCUAGCCCUGAUCAACAUUUCCCUGGGGGUGUUCCUGGCCCUGGCCCACACGGCGGUCUGGGCCCUAUGGUUCGUCUAUCUUAUCGUCGUCAUUCUAGUGUUUGUGUUUUACGAGCUCCUUAAGAUCACAGUUGUCCAUGAGAAACUGGCCGCCAUAUUACCAAUGAAGACCAAGGAGUAUCCGGUGUCUAACGAACAGAAGAUGGAGAAUGUUGCCAAAGCAGACGACAGUCAACAAGGGGAGAAGUAGUCCGGAUGAUACCAACGCUUAGCCAUUCACAAGGGAGUCAUUUGUCUGGAGGAUACCAACCCUUAGCCAUUCACCAGGGAGUCAUUUGUUGAUGCUGGCAUCACUAAUCAUACAUGUCAAUACUGCUGUUGUUGUACUAACUUUUAUACUUCAUUACAUCGAUGCUGGACAUCAUUGUUAUCACACUUUUCUCUGAUUAUUGCAAAUUCACCGUACCACACAUGUAACUAUGUUAAUAAAACCAUCAUA